AUGUCCGACGACAACUCCAAAGCGGCCAAGGACGAGCCACGGGACGAGCCACAAGACGAGAAGCAAGACAAGAAACAAGACAAGAAGCAAGACGAGCCGCAAGAGCGCUCUGAAGGCGCCGAGGCCCACGUCCAAGAGGUAUCCCGCAUUGCCGAAGACGACAACAAGCCCUCUGAAGCCAGUCUCGACCAGGCCAGGCGCUUCCUACGUGACUCCAUCGUCCGCACCGAAUCGGCAGAGAGAAAGACGGCCUUCCUCAGGAACAAGGGCUUCAAGGAGGCAGAGAUCCAGCAGCUCAUCGACGAGGUCGACUCUGGCUUCGACAGCCCCAUCCCCCCCGAGUCCACACCUGCUGAGCCCGCACCUAUCAUCACAUACCCAGAGUUCUUGACAAAGACGACAAAGCCGCCACCCCUCGCCACGCCCUCAAGUGUCCUCAACAUAUUGGCCGUCUCUGGAGGUGUAUGGACCGCGCUCUAUGGCGCCGCUCGCUACAUCGUCAACCCUAUGGCACAGAACCUGUCCGACUCUCGGCAAGACUACUACAACCAUGUCAACAACCAUCUCGGCAGUUUCGUGGAGAAGCUGGAAGGCAUCGUCAGCGAGGUGCCGUACAAGAACGGCAAGCUGAUCAAGCCCGCCGGCGAGGAAUACCACGAUGACGACGACCUCGCAAGCACCGCUAGUGACCCGACCGAGCUCUUUCAUCGCGACUUCGGCACCCAGACAGAUCCGCCGCCUUCACUGCUCACCCCGCUAGAAAGCGACAAGGCUUCAGAGAAGCCCAUCGACGCCCAGGCUAGGCGUCUUGCUUCGCUACGGUCACAGCUGGAGGACCUGACAAAGACCUAUACACAACGCGCCGAGAACACCGAAGACCUCAACGCCAUUCUCCGUGAAAUCCGCGAAGAUGUCGAUAAGCUCACAUACCCGCAGAUGGACUUCAACUCGACAUAUGGCGGCUACGCCGGGCGCAGCGCGAACCCGGACGACGAGGUGCAGAAGACAAAGGACGCGAUACGGUCUGUCAAGGGCAUGUUCCUCAGCUCGCGCAGCUUCCCGGCCGUUGGGGCAAGGUAA
This is a messenger RNA of Microdochium trichocladiopsis, 1080 nucleotides long. RefSeq lists its product as uncharacterized. Lineage: Eukaryota; Fungi; Ascomycota; Sordariomycetes; Xylariales; Microdochiaceae. The coding region runs from base 1 to 1080 and encodes 359 amino acids. The record is from RefSeq and is a predicted model, not a curated record. The transcript has a single exon.